AUGUCCUCCUUGCCCUCCACCAAGCGCAAUCUGAAACCCUCAGCCAUCGCAGCGACCCUUCCGCAAAACUCCCACUUCACUGCGCCCACGGAGCUGUCGAGCGCACAGCCCGUGGCCUCUGUCGCCACGGCCGCUCAAGACGCCCACGCCGGCGCCCAGCAGCCCCUCACAUCACCUACCAACCGGAAGCGCAAAUCUGUGGCCCUCAACCAUUCGCAGGAACAGAUGGCGAGCUCAGCAGCAGGCGGUGGCGAGGACGCGCAACCGACCAGCGCGACAGCGCCACCGCCUGCUGAUGUCGACGCUGGAGCGCAGGAGCCUAGGGUCAAGAAGAGUCGAACCAACACGCCUUGGACGCCGGCCGAAGAGCAGAGGCUGAAGCAGAUGCGAGAUACAGGCAAUAGUUGGAGUGAAAUCGCAAAGACGUUCCCGCAACGGACUGAAGGCAGCGUGAAGAAGCAUUGGUACAAGGACAUGCAUUACGCCGAGUUCGCAGAGGACGAAAGUACUGCGCUGCUUGCUGCCAUCAAAGAAUACGACGCCAACAAGUGGAAAGUAAUCGGCCAAAAGGUUGGCAAACCUGCAAAAGCAUGUGAGCAGUAUGCAAAGGAGCAUUUCGGUGGGAAAUACUGA
Molecule: messenger RNA, 633 nt
Organism: Cucurbitaria berberidis CBS 394.84
Lineage: Eukaryota; Fungi; Ascomycota; Dothideomycetes; Pleosporales; Cucurbitariaceae
Exons: 5
Coding region: 1-633 (210 amino acids)
Biological process (GO): positive regulation of transcription by RNA polymerase II; mitotic cell cycle
Cellular component (GO): nucleus
Molecular function (GO): DNA-binding transcription factor activity, RNA polymerase II-specific; RNA polymerase II cis-regulatory region sequence-specific DNA binding
Source: RefSeq, a predicted model, not a curated record